AUGAUUCUGCCCCAUGCCAAGUGGGCCUGGGAUCCCCGGCGGAGGCUCGGCGGCUUCAGCGGCGCGGCCGGGCCCGGGGAUACCGGGGCCGCCGCCACUGCCCGGCCUUCACCACACCCCCUCGUCGUCGUCCUCGCGUCCCGUCCCGCGGGCUCGGGCCCGCUCCGCGGCGGCCUCUCCCACGCCCCGCCUGCUCGCUCCCGCCGCCGCCGCCUCCCCCGGGCCUGGACUCCGGCUCCCCGCCCCCGCCCCCAAUCGCGGGCCCCGAGGGAGGGCUCGUGCACCGCCCGCCGAGCCUCGCCCGGAUCAGGCCUCCCCUUCCUACCUCCAGAAGGCCGCUCGCUCCGGCCGGGGCUGCGCGGGGCGCGAGCGGGGUCAGCGACGCCAGGCCCGAGCCCGGCGGCCGCUUCCCAUGAAGCCCCGGCCGCGUCUGCCGUAGGGGCCGCGUCUGCCGCGGGGGCCGCUUGCGAAGGCCCCGCUCAGCCGCGGGAACGACGGGCCGUCGCCGCCGGCCUCGGCCUCCCCGGGAGUCGACGACGGACCCAGCGGCGGCUGCGGCGGCCGCAGACCCACAUGAGACGCGCACUCCCAUUGGCCCGCCGUGUCCGCCGACGCGAUUGGCCCGCCGGACGGAGCACAAGAGACUGCAUGCCGGAAAUGAUCGGGAGAGCGGCCCAGGGCUCCAGUGUGAAGUGGAGGAGCUCUCGAGCGGAACUCCCUGGGAUUCUCGUCUCCUUGGCCCUACGCGGCCUGACCUGGCCUGGGAUCUCGCCCGACCUCCAUGGCUCCUGCUCCGAGGGCCGGGCGCCCAAUCCCGCAGGGUCACGGCGGGCCUUGUCCUUGCAUUUAUCCCCGGGUGGCCUCCGGGGAGCCCAGCCCAGGCCCGGCCCUUCCUGGCGGGAGGAGCGUCCUUGGAUCCCGCCGCGUAAACACGGGGCUCGGGGAGCCGCCCCUGACGCGGCCCGCCCGCCGCCCCACCCCCGGCAGUGCCGAAGCGCGGGGCCAGGCCUGCCCGGGACCAGGAAACUGUGGGGCUCCCCUCUGAAGGGUUUCCUUCGCAAUCCCGUGCAUUUUCAUUGUAAAAACUAUUUUUAAACUACCCGGCGCGGGGUCUGGCGCUCCCAGCCAAAAGUAAAAGACCCUCGGCUUUUUAGCUCCCCGAGAGCCUUCAGAAAUGGGAGAUGUGCCCUCUUCCCUCCUCUCUCCUAAAAUCGCCCUUCGCAGCCUAGAGCGGGGUCUCGACAAGUGCUUGCUGGCCACAAGGCCCCUUACAGGGGAAGAGCCGCUUCCGAACUUCCUCUCGGGCCCCAGCUCCGGCCGGAGUCCCCGGUGCGCAUCGGUGUCGGUUGGUUACAGAAAUGUUAGUGCUUUGGAAACGCUUCCCCACAAAACGAAAAGGGAAGGAGUAGUACAAAUAAUGAUGAAAAACCAGAAUUGCUGCUACUGGGCAGCGACUUGCCGAGAAAUCGUUCCAACGUUUAAGGGGCCGCUUGGGAGGGAGGCCGAGUCAAAACAGGAAGAAAAGGAACAGACGAAUGAGCGGGGAGGGCGAAGGGGCGGCCGAAUGUAAAGGAGCACACUGCUUGGGCUCGGCUAUUUGAAUCUUAGAGAAUAGUAACUAUCCGGAGCCAAGGAAAGCUUCCCGUAGGAGAUGGCCCCGGCUUGAUUGAAGGAGGAAUAAGUGCAGAACCUUGGGCACAAACGCUGAAAAACCGAGUACCCGAAGGAGAGCAGUGGGCAGUAAAUUUGGUCAGGAGGCUGGGACAAAAUGAUGACCAGCCUUAGAUACUAAAUAGAGUUGGAACCAGAACCCCAAGCAUAGGAGCCUCCUGCUCUUUCCAUUAUACUAGCUUUGAAUAUUAGAUGAGGAGGCGGCAACUGGAGAAACUGGCCUGAUAAAAAGACAAUGGGAAGCCUUUCCCUUGCCCCCCAAAUACCAUUUACUGUAGAACCCAAGCACAGAGCUGUACCCCACUACUUCCAAAUGCUGAGUAUUCUACCCACCUCCUUCCACUCCCCUCCUCCCAGUCUUGUACACAGGAAGGACUUAGAAGGUCAUGUGUCCUAGGAGGGAUUGCACUGGCUGCCAGUCUGUUUAGAGGUAAUAUGAUUAUAGGAUUUUAAUAUUGAAAGGCUUUACGUCAUGUAACCUACUCCCAACCCCCAUUUUACAGAUGACAAAACUUUGAGCAAAGUAAUUACUAUUUACUAGUUACCUCCCUUCUUUGUGUAAAUAUCAAUGAAUAGACUAACCCCUCUUGGCUUCAGAUUUUCCACAUUAAUAACACAAGUUGUGACAUGCUCGGUGUGUAUAAAUUUUUCAUUUAACUUAUUGACAAUAUACACAGUGAAAAAUCACAGGUUCUUCAUAACCUUUCACUAUGUGGAAAACAUCCUGUUCUAAGUAUAAAUAAAGUAUGAAUUGGAGACUGCUAUGUGAUGCAUAAGACAAUUCCCUAGACAUGGAUUCUGAGAGCUCUUACUUGAAAUCUGACCUCAUACCCUUUGUUAGCUGAACAAGUUAGGUCUCUGUCACUGGCCUACGUUUUCUCAACUGCUUCCCACAAUUGGGAGAAUCAAAUGAAAUUAUAUUCAUAAAGUGAUUUACAAAAAUGUUAUCUAGUUGCUAGAUAUUCUUAUCCAAGCAAAUUUCAAAUUCUAUAAA
This is a messenger RNA of Sarcophilus harrisii (Tasmanian devil), 2665 nucleotides long. RefSeq names its product translation initiation factor IF-2-like. The coding region runs from base 1 to 1095 and encodes 364 amino acids. The record is from RefSeq and is a predicted model, not a curated record. NCBI's taxonomy places the organism in Eukaryota, Metazoa, Chordata, Mammalia, Dasyuromorphia, Dasyuridae. The transcript is spliced from 4 exons.